GUCCGGUUUCGGGUAAAACCAAACAGUCUUGGACCAAAUUGCCAGCCCUAAUCAAAAGGACUACCGUAUUCGUUAUCGUGGUGAUGAGAAAAUUUACACUUCUCAUAACUAUUGUUUUCUUGAAAUAUUCAGCUUGUGUCAACGCUCUCUUGGAGCCCGACUCCCAAUUCCAUAAUCAAUCACAAUUUAUCAUUAUGUAAUACGAUAAUCAGGAUAUUUUUGAUAAAUCACUCUGCUUCUCGUGACACAUACUCAAAUUAGUAACCUAAAAAAAUUGGAGCACUAAGAUAGUAUAUAUAUCAUAUGCUUGAGGGGCUAAGAGUAUCCACAUUGGUAUUGCAUUCACAAUUGCAAAAUGACAUGGCAUAGUUGUUUCCAAUUGGAAAACCAAUUGGAUUGAUGUCGCUACCAAAUACAAGGUUGCAACAAAUGCAAUUCCAUAUGCAAGUCAAAAAAGCCUAAAAAAUGAGGAUUUUGUAUUUUAUAUUAUUUUCUUUUCUCUUUUACUUAAUUUUCUAUAAUUUAAACAUAAUAUUUAAUUAUAUUUGAAAUUGCAAGUUAAUUGCAUUGAUGUAGGUGAAUGAAAUGAAUGUGAUGUGGAUUGCAAAAAAUUUAAGUUGACAAUAAAAAACACAAAUGCAAUUUCUUUUGCAAUUGCAUUGAUGGAGAUGCGAGAGGAAUAUUAUGUUUGAUAUAAGUAUAACCGACCAACUUUGUAAAAACUAAAAAAAGAACAGAAAAAUGGCAAACGAGUGAAUUGGGAAUGACUUAACUUAAGGGACCAAUCCGACGAAAAGGAAAACCUAAGGGACUGAACUGCAAUCGCUCAAACGCAGCAGCAAAGCUUCUUCUUUUAGCGCUCUCCUCCCCCUUCCCGCCGGCCGCCGUAAUCGUUCUCCCAGUCCCAAGUCAGUCCAAUCCCCUCGCUGGCGCCGCCCUCAGCUCGCUACUGCUUACAGUCAGGUCGAUUAACUCAACAAUCGAUCUUCCUAUCCACUGCCUCUGCCUGAUUCAUCUUCUUGCUCUCGUGGUAGGCAUUCGGAUUUUCACAGUUUUGAAUCUCACCUGUUUGUUACAGCUCAAGCCUGCGAUCAGGAGAGCUUGAGCAUUAGUUUAAUUUCACGAGCUCUAGAACCCUAGGGCUAGCUUAAUUAAGUUCGAAUUUUUUUUUUUGCCGAUUUCGCUUGGCCAGCGUUUUAGCUGGACAUUCGUGCUUUUGCUGAGAAUCUUACCCUCUCUAUUUAGGGAUUUAUGUUUGUGAAACUUGAAUCUUGAUAUUUCCUUUGCCGAUUUCAAACUCUUAGGGUCUCGACUCUCGUGUAUGUAUGGAAUGUGACCUGAGUUCUGCAGAACUCUUGCUGUUUGUUUGACAUUUGGGGCUUUUGCUUGAACUGAUUGUGAACUUGUUCUCGUGGUGGAGAUGAUUCUAUUUCAGAGGAAAACGUUGGAAUAUAUUAACUUUUGGCGAAAAGGUUUGAUCAAGCUAGGUUUAGUUAUAAGCUGGAUGUAAUCUGGUGUUCGGAAUAUACUCAGCUGCUGAUAUAGUGAACUGAUUGUUGGAAUAGUUAGCUCUGUGUUCUUGCUUAGCAACUAACUAACUCAGAAAUUGGUCCUCAUGUUGACUUGAAUCUGUUCUACUUUCACCGUGAAAGUGAAUUCUGGAGUGGAGGUGUUUCAAUCAAUUGAAGUUCUUACACCUUACACUUGCUUUGUUUGUUUUCAGCUCAGUCUCAUGCUGUUGUACCUCUGGUAGAUCAAAUAAUGGACUCAACUACAUCUCCACAGCAGGAAAAUGAUGCUGGCGGCUUGCAAGUCCACUGUUUCACUGAUGUGGUAGAUGAACUCACUCUUCAUUUCCAGAUCAUCCGACUUCCGAAGCAGAUAUAUGCUUGGAUUGGUUGUAAUUCCUCCAAGAUGGGUCACCUUUAUGCAGCUGCCCACACUCGUCCUAGUGAAGGUGUGAGCGUCAGCUGUGUUCUUGGUGGUUCUUCAGAUAACCCCGGAGCUGGUAUUGCCCGUCGCAUAGUGUUGAAGAGUGGCCUCAACGUCAUCCUGGCUUCCAAUAUCCCCAAGAACAGUCCCAUGAUCGAGGCAAACGCCGAGAGGAAAAUGAUGGAGAAGCUUGUUCAGCUGGGCUACACUCGGCCGAGAUCAGAACCAUCUUCAUUCAUGAUAAACCCUACUGCGGGGGAGAUUCAUCGUUGAAAGCUGAGCUAGAGUACUCGUUUUGGCUUUAUGAUUCCCAGGAGGACGCCUGCAAAUCAUUAUGGCCCCGGCAUAUGAAUCACUUAUCAUCCAGUCGGUUAAUAGACCAUAUGAAUAUAACCUGCUGGAAUGGUUGAUCACUUGUGUAGUGGAGUAGUUGCUCAAGUAUGGAAAUGCAAGUGUACUGCUGUAUUGCCUUAUUUUGAUAGAGUCAUGAAAGCAGCUAAGGGGUCGUUUGGAGAAUAUGAGUUUAAAUCUAUAGAUUGUCAACAAUCUAAAGAUUCUAACUCUUCGGAUUGUUGAAAAUAGAUUUUAAAAUGUUUA
Molecule: messenger RNA, 2529 nt
Organism: Linum trigynum
Lineage: Eukaryota; Viridiplantae; Streptophyta; Magnoliopsida; Malpighiales; Linaceae
Source: the annotation of a GenBank genome assembly